AUGGAGAACAGCGACUUCGAACCAUUCAAGGGCCAUUCCGACAACAUCAUCGCGCUUGUAUUCUCCCCCAACGGAACGUUUUUCGCCACCGGCUCUCGCGACCACACGAUACGGAUAUGGGACGCAGCAACGGGUCGUCAACGUGGAGACGUGUUGCGGGGACACACAGGCUGGAUUAGCGGGCUCGCCUACUCUCCUGACGGGAACCAGCUAGUCAGCUGCUCCUCUGACAAGUCUCUGCGCGUGUGGGACGCAAACACCCAUCACCUGAUCACGGAUACGCUCGAGGGCGAAACGGGCGGCGGGGGGUUCCUGUGCGUAGAUUAUUCUCCAGAUGACGGACUCGUUGCCAGCGGAGACACCAACGGCCUGCUGAAGCUAUGGGACGUGCGAGAAGGCACCUGCACAGCGACAAUCCAGCAUCCGCAUCGCAUCAACUCUGUCGCUUUCUCGCCUGAUGGUGAGAGCGUUGCGACUGCGUGCCAUGAUCGCAUUGUCCGCAUCUACGCCGUGGACGACCGCGCGCUCGUAUACCAUCUCGUCGGGCACCGAGCCUCCGUCCGACGCGUUCUGUACUCCCCUGACGGAUCCCUCCUCGCCAGCGCCUCGCACGACCACACCGUCCACCUCUGGGACAGCCAGAAAGGAGAACUGCGCAGGAUUCUCUGUGGACAUAGACACUGCGUCAUAGGCGUAUCGUUCUCCGACACCGGCGAGCGACUUGUCAGCUCCUCGAGUGACGAGUCCGUUCGGGUUUGGGACGUUGCGUCCGGGGAAUGUCUCAUGGGACCGCUGUACGGGCACAGAGGGCCGGUAGCCGCAAUAGCGUCAUGGUUUUCCGACUCAAGGCACUUUGCAAGCGCAGGGAACGACUGUAUCAUCAGGAUCUGGGACGAGCGGGCAGGGCUUGAGUUGCAUAUUCCUCUCGUGUGCCACAGUUCAGAAGUUAACUGCUUAGACCUCUCGAAGGACGAGAGGCUCUUGGCUAGUGCCGGAGGAGACGCCAUAAUCUGCCUGUGGGACGUCCAACUGAAGGUUCUCUCCUUACCGCCUCUCACCGGACAUUCAGGGCCCGUGCUUGCUGUCAGGUUCACGCCCGACGGUCUGCGUCUAGCCAGUGGAGGACACGACAAAACAGUCCGCAUAUGGGACGUCCAAUCUGGUGCUUUGCUUCGUGUCUUACAGGGGCACAACGACUGCGUCCGGGCACUCAGCGUCUCCGCUGACGGAGCUCGUCUCACAAGCGGCUCUGGCGACGGAAUCCUCAAUAUAUGGGACCUCAAAUCGUACACCAUCCUAGUAGAUUCUCUCAAUCACGGACGCGGAGUGACUUCGGUGUGUUUUGCACCGGACGGCUCGAAAGUGCUGAGCGGUUCAUCGGACAACACAGUGCGCGUGUGGAAUAUUCCAUGUGGAACUCUGGCCUUCGUCUUCCAACAUGGGGGCGACGUUAACUGCGUCCAGUUCUCUGCAGAAGGGCACAAGUUCUUGAGCGCGUCUGGUGAUCGUAGAGUCUGUGUUUGGGAUACAGCGACCGGAGCGCUUCUGCAAUCUUUGAGGCAUACUGACACAGUGCUCGUGGCAGCGUUUUCUCCAAACGGAAAAAAAAAUCGUCAGUGGAUGUAG
Coniophora puteana RWD-64-598 SS2 is the source of this 1626-nucleotide messenger RNA. Its product is annotated as WD40 repeat-like protein. The record is from RefSeq and is a predicted model, not a curated record. Gene Ontology annotation, molecular function: protein binding. NCBI's taxonomy places the organism in Eukaryota, Fungi, Basidiomycota, Agaricomycetes, Boletales, Coniophoraceae. The transcript has 2 exons. Bases 1 to 1626 code for a protein of 541 amino acids.